Lemur catta (Ring-tailed lemur) is the source of this 1429-nucleotide messenger RNA. It is a transcript of the gene LEF1, whose product is annotated as lymphoid enhancer binding factor 1. Lineage: Eukaryota; Metazoa; Chordata; Mammalia; Primates; Lemuridae. Gene Ontology annotation, molecular function: RNA polymerase II cis-regulatory region sequence-specific DNA binding; DNA-binding transcription factor activity, RNA polymerase II-specific. Gene Ontology annotation, biological process: canonical Wnt signaling pathway; regulation of transcription by RNA polymerase II. The transcript has 12 exons. Bases 74 to 1273 code for a protein of 399 amino acids. The record is from RefSeq and is a predicted model, not a curated record. Gene Ontology annotation, cellular component: beta-catenin-TCF complex.
GGCUCGGCCCGUCUUUCCCGCCGUCGCCGCGGGGGGCCCUCUCGGCCCGAGCGGGGAUCCCCGGGCCGCCGGGAUGCCCCAGCUCCCCGGGGGAGGCGGCGGCGGCGGGGGGGACCCGGAACUCUGCGCCACGGACGAGAUGAUCCCCUUCAAGGACGAGGGCGACCCCCAGAAGGAGAAGAUCUUCGCCGAGAUCAGCCACCCCGAAGAGGAGGGCGACUUAGCUGACAUCAAGUCGUCCCUGGUGAACGAGUCCGAAAUCAUCCCGGCCGGCGACGGACACGAGGUGGCCAGACAAGCGCAAACGGCUCAGGAGUCCUACCACGACAAGGCCAGAGAACACCCUGAUGGCGGGAAGCUUCCAGAUGGAGGCCUCUACAGCAAGGGACCCUCCUACUCCAGUUACUCUGGUUACAUAAUGAUGCCAAAUAUGAAUAACGACCCCUACAUGUCAAAUGGAUCUCUUUCUCCACCCAUCCCGAGAACAUCAAAUAAGGUCCCCGUGGUGCAGCCAUCCCACGCGGUCCAUCCUCUGACCCCCCUCAUCACCUACAGCGACGAGCACUUUUCUCCAGGGUCACACCCGUCACACAUCCCGUCCGAUGUCAACUCCAAACAAGGCAUGUCCAGACAUCCUGCAGCCCCCGACAUCCCGACCUUUUACCCCCUGUCUCCGGGCGGCGUGGGACAGAUCACCCCACCUCUUGGCUGGCAAGGUCAGCCUGUGUACCCCAUCUCGGGUGGAUUCAGGCAGCCCUACCCAUCCUCACUGUCAGUCGACACCUCCGUGCCCAGGUUUUCCCAUCAUAUGAUUCCUGGUCCUCCGGGUCCCCACACAACUGGCAUCCCUCACCCAGCUAUUGUGACGCCUCAGGUCAAGCAGGAACACCCCCACAGUGACAGCGACCUAAUGCACGUGAAGCCCCAGCAUGAACAGAGGAAGGAGCAGGAGCCCAAAAGACCUCACAUCAAGAAGCCUCUGAACGCUUUCAUGUUAUACAUGAAAGAGAUGCGGGCGAACGUCGUGGCUGAGUGUACUCUCAAGGAAAGCGCCGCCAUCAACCAGAUCUUGGGCAGAAGGUGGCAUGCCCUCUCGCGGGAAGAGCAGGCUAAAUACUAUGAACUGGCUCGGAAGGAAAGACAGCUACACAUGCAGCUCUACCCGGGCUGGUCCGCGCGAGACAACUACGGUAAGAAAAAGAAGAGGAAGAGAGAGAAACUGCAGGAAUCUACAUCAGGUACAGGUCCCAGAAUGACAGCUGCCUACAUCUGAAGCAUGGUGGAAAACGAAGCUCAUUCCCGACGUGCAAAGCCAAGGCAGCGACCCCGGGACCGCUCCUGGAGAUGGAGGCUUGUUGAAAGCCCAGCCGCCCCCGAGGGACACUGACCCCAACGCCACCCUGAGGUCCCUGCUAGAGACGCUGAUCCG